GCGUUUCAUGUGAAACGGCAUUGGGAUGGCCAUCGCAGCCGCGGCAGUUCUCGAUGGAUCCACUCCAUGUUGAGAUCGAAGGCGAAGCAGAGUACUUGCGGGGUCGGUUGGCCACCGCUACCUCGGACGCAGCGGUGCUGCGAGACCAGAUCCAUCGGCGGACGCAGCUCCUGGACGAGCUCCGUGCAGCCUACAUCCGCGACGUGGUCGUGAUGAAGGAUCGCUUGUGGAAACACGGCAUUCGCACCGACGCAGAGUUGCAUGCCCUGCCGUCCGCCGACGUCAAGCCGCUCCUGCCGCUCUUUAGUCCCGCCGAGAGCUUGCUCAGAAUUCGACCGUGUGCGACGUGUGGCGGCGGCGCCGACUUGAUUCGAUGCAAUGAAGAAGCAUGGAUGAAGGCCGAAAUGGCGGCACAGGUGGCCAUGCAACAACUUGCUACGAUGAAAGCUGCCAAGGACAACGUGGACGAAGCGCUGGCGACGAUGACAGAAGAUGCCGCGACCUUCCGGCGCAUGCUGGCCAAGGAGCAAAAGCUGACGGCAUUCCUCCAGGACGAAAAGAAGCGGUUGAAGGGCAAGCUAGACGCCAUGGCGGCGCGGGCAACCCAUCACGCCACCACGGAAUCCACUGUCGUCCACCUCGAAACCAUGGUGGCGAAGCUCCAGACGGCCGCCGCUGCCGCGGACAUGGCGGUGUCGCAGCUCAAAGCCGAGCUUACCCAAACACAAGCAGAGCACGCGAUUGCAAUGCAAACAGCGGCAGCAGCCGCGGCGGCCGAGCUGGAAACGCAAUGGAAGGACUGGCAGCGCAAGUUCGAUCGGUGCGAGGAGCGCCAGGUCAAAGCAGGCCAAGUGAUCCAAUCUCUUGAGCGAGACGUCGAGCGAUUUGAAAAUGCAGCCGCCGAAAUCGAGACUCGCGUGGAGCUGCGCCACAUGCAGGACCUGAACGCGUUGUCGUUGAAAUGGCAGCGGGAAGUUGACGCACAUGCAGCCACCAAGCAGCGCAUGACAAACGCCAUGGCUGACUUGGAACAGCGGCUCCAGGAUGCUGUCGUCGCGUUGCUACCCGCACAAGAGCAACUUGCCGCCACGCGACAGCAACUCGACGAACGAACUCGCGAACGCGACGCAUCCAUGGCCCAAUACACGACUCUCGAUGACCUUUUUCGCACCAAGACCAAGUUGUGGCAGACCAAGUACGAUGAAAUGGAUGGACAGUGGCGAAGCACGGUGAAACUCACGACGUGGCGGAGCGUUCGAUGGCGCGUGCACUUGCAAGCUAUCCUCAAACAGUAUGCAGCUUGGUGCCUGUGGCUCCAGCACGUAAUUCGCCAGUCCAAGGCGGUGUGGCGCCAGCAGCGUGCGAAGAUGGAAGGCUUGCUCUCAGAUCAACAAGACGCAUAUCGAAGGUUGGAGCGAUCGAUGCAAAGCUAUGAAGACCAGCGCCGGGAAGCCCGUGAACUCGCCCGGUCGUUGGAAGACAAGUUGCGCAUUGCCACUGACACCCUCAAGCAGCGCACACUCGAGCACGCCAUGGCAAACCGCAACGUGGUCCGCGCCGAGUGCACAAUCAGGCAGCUCGAAGUUCAAGUGCAGACGCUGACCAGUGCCUUGGAGAGUCAGUGGGAGGUGAGCGGCGGCAUGCUGAUGGCGGCGGAAGAGGCGGCCGCGCGCCACAUCGAAGCGGGCCGAGCUUGGCAAGCCACGUACUUGGACGCCCGCGACGAAUGGGCUGCAGAGACCCACGUAUGGGAGGCAAAGGUAGCGCGCUUGCAGGACGACGUCGAGCGCGCGCGACGGGAGCGGCACGCUGCCGAGGGCAAGACUGUCAAGUUCCUUGAACGGCAAGCUCGAAUAGCACCUUCACAGUCUCACGGAGGUACUCUGGGCAGGCUGAAGUUGACGCAGGCGUGUUUGGAAGAGAAAACGUUGGAGUGCAUGGCGAUUCAGCAGGAGAUGGCGGAUGUCGGCGCCGAAUUGGUAUGCUUGGAGCGGAAGCUAGCGGGCGAGCACCGUCGAGUGGCCAUGUACGAUGAUAUGGUGGACAACCUCACCAACGUGCUGCGGGACCAGCAGCGCCGCCAACUUGAAAACGAGCGAAGAAUCAGUGCGCUACAGCAAUGCCACGGGGAAGCGACAGCAGCCAUGGACUUGGAAUGGAUGGCGGCGACUUGCGCCGCGACGACGAUCCAAAUGAUGUGGCGGGGAUGGCGCGCGAGACGCCUGCGGCCGCACAAAAAGGGGAUUUACUUGAUGGAGACGAAUCACGUGAUUCAAACGACAGAGGAUGGUCGCCGCGCGAGCGUGCGGCGGCUCCACCUCGUCCGCGCGACUCAAUCGACGACCGUCGCGUUGACUGAGCUGGGCCUCGUGGACGUACCUGCGAUUCUCGCGCAAGGCGCGACUUCCGCGGGCGGUCGCGCAAGGUGCAUGAAGCGCCGAGCGUCGACCGCAUCGACGACACGACUGGGAUCGACCAAGGCUACGGCGUCCGACGGGCCGAACGCCAUUGAAACGGCCACGACAGCCCUUGCGGCCCAAUUGAUUCAAAACGCGUGGAAGUCGAUGCGAUUGCGAAUGGAGCGCAGAAACAUUCCUCUCGGCGAGCCUGGGCGGAUGGCCCUCGAGUCGCGCAUUCAAACGUUGCGGCAGCAACAUCGCCGCAUGACGGACACGCUUCGCGGCAUAGGCAUGGUGUGCAGGCAGCAAGCGCAACUAGUGGCGCUGAAAGUUGCCUUCCGGUCCAACGACAAGUCACGUGAAUGGAGAUAUCGUAGCCGGAACAUUCCCCCACUGCUCAAGUACCGCCUCCAACACCCGCUCAAGCCGACCGGGGUGGUUACGGCGACUGGUCAGACCACGCACAUGGUUCCUCACGAACGUCUUGACUCUAACAAGCAAUCAUCGACGAGGUAAACCUUGGGGGGCGCGUAUAUUAAGAGGGUGGCUGGGAUUUCUUGGCGAAAAACGCAUGGAGCGUCCUCGUGUUGGUUGGCGAUGGACGAGUUGGCCCCUUGGCCGAUGCCAGAGGUUUCGCUGCCUUCUUCUUG
Messenger RNA from Aphanomyces invadans, 3049 nucleotides. RefSeq lists its product as hypothetical. The transcript has 8 exons. Gene Ontology annotation, molecular function: protein binding. The coding region runs from base 54 to 2915 and encodes 953 amino acids. The record is from RefSeq and is a predicted model, not a curated record. Lineage: Eukaryota; Oomycota; Saprolegniomycetes; Saprolegniales; Verrucalvaceae.